UUUUCAUUAAAAAAACUGUGGCCACAGUGAGCUUGACGCAGCACAGCAAAACUGGACAUAUAAAUGAAUUCACAAUAGGACGAAUAUUUCGUCUUAAAGGUGUCUUUUUGUCAGCAGCAAAAUAAUGCAAUUGAUUAAAUUCACAAAAAAUUCAAUACGAACACAGAAAGCGCUUUACCAAGUGGCUGGCCAUGUGGUCGACAACAAGGAUGACAGCAAAGUCGGUUUUUAUCCCUCAAUACAUGACGGAUCGUAUAUAUGCAUAUAUAUCUAUGAUUUCAUUCUCCCUUUGCUGUGCAGCGGAUCAUCCACAUUUGCGCAUCUUUAAAACUAACCCAAAUAAUUUGGGUUUCCUCAUCACAUCCGACAGCAUUCCGGUAAUAGAUUGACUGACCGCACUCAAAUCCAGUGAAGAGUUGGACUAUGAGCCAUGGCUGUGCCUACUGCUUAACAUAAUUUUGUUGAGCAAUAAGGAGCAAUAUUUGGACAGCCUGUGCUCAAUGCUCGAACACUUCUUCGAGUGCGCCGCAAGCGAGGUGAAGGGCGUCUACCAGGACAAGCGUGUCGUCAAGCAAUUCCCCUACAUAUGCGAAUGCAUUCGUAUUGUUAAUUGCGUUCCCAUCAAUCUGUGCAAUGUUGUCAAGGUGAGCUAUCAUUGCCAGGGGUAUUUACUUGGCACUACAUAUGUGGAUCCGCAAAUGCAGCCCCCAUUGCAAAUAUCCUGGCAGAUUAAAGCUUUCAAAUGUCCGCAAAAAUGGCAUAUACAUUGAUUGACUGUCUAAAUACCAUUCCCCGCUUUCUGGAUCCGUUGCGUUCGCGCUUUGAUUUUUUCAGUUUGAAAGAUAACUUUUCGGGCAUUCUGCUGGAAUCGGAUAAUCUGGACGUGCAUUGCCAUUAUAAAUUCGAAUGGAAUGCUAUUGCAGCCAGUGAACAGCAUGGAACUGGAGUUCAAUAAGCAUCACUAUUUGACACUGAAGAGCAUCAGAAACGGGAGGAGUCGACCACAGUAAAAGCCAUCAACAAUGCUUAUCAAUGCGUCCAGGCUAUACUCCGGGAUAUAAGCGGCUAGUGCUUACAGUUUGUCUACAAGGAGAUAUAUGACCUGGUUGUGCAUACUGUAGGUUGUUGUUGUAUCAGCGGUCAGCCCGGUAGGCUGACACACUUAGGCCAUAUUUGGCCCGUUGUGAUAUGUGCAUACUGUAACAAACCGCAGAUUUUUUAAGGGUUUAAGGCAUAAAUGUGAAGACGUACAACUUUCAGAUAGCCAAGGCCAUAUUGCAUCACGUAAAUACGAAUACCGAUUUUAAGUUUUGUGUGGAACGUGUGCCGGCUCUGCGAAUGCAUCUCGAAUUCCACCUGGAUUACAAUUUAAGCGGUUGGGAUAAAUUCGAGCAGUUCGAGCUUGACUAUAAAACACUCGUCGAUAUCAUCCCACAGAAUCGUCGUUUGACUGACACAGUUGAAUUAUGUUAAAUUGAAUACCAGUGCUGCAAAUAAACAUAAACUGCUUUUCUUAAAUGAACAAAAUUGAAGCUUAAAAUAAAAACCAA
Drosophila grimshawi is the source of this 1550-nucleotide messenger RNA. Its product is annotated as serine/threonine-protein kinase ATM. The transcript has 3 exons. The record is from RefSeq and is a predicted model, not a curated record. Lineage: Eukaryota; Metazoa; Arthropoda; Insecta; Diptera; Drosophilidae. The coding region runs from base 501 to 770 and encodes 89 amino acids.